Molecule: messenger RNA, 4943 nt
Organism: Pyrgilauda ruficollis (rufous-necked snowfinch)
Lineage: Eukaryota; Metazoa; Chordata; Aves; Passeriformes; Passeridae
Gene: RNF130
Product: ring finger protein 130
Exons: 8
Coding region: 673-1953 (426 amino acids)
Source: RefSeq, a predicted model, not a curated record
UGCGGCGCCUGCGCAGAGCACGGAGCUGCAGUCGAGGCGCGGGCGCGGAGCCGGUGGCGGAGCCGCGGGACGGUGCGGGGGCCCCGCCGCCCUCGGGGCGAACCGGGCAUGAAGCGACGGCUGCCGGCUGCGGACGCCGGGCUGGGCACUGAGCUGCGCCGCCUGCCGCACUAAGGCGGCGACGAGCCCCGAGGCGGCGCGGCGGGCCGAGUCCGAGGCGAGCCCCGCGGCUGUUGGCGGGCGCGGCUGAGGCGGCAGCGGCGGCUCCUGCCAGCAGCCUCCCCUGGGCUGGCGAGGGGCUGCGCGGGGAGGGGGCCGCGGCACCGCCCCCGCCUCCUCCCCUCCCCUCGCCGGGCCGGCGCUCCCCCGCAGCGGCGGGCGGGCGGUAUGAGCGCGGCGCUCUGAGGGACCGGCGGAGCUCGGCUUCCCCCGAGCAGCCUCCCCUGGGAGCCGCGGCGGCGGAUCGGACUCGGCUGGGACCUGCCAUGACUCCCCUGGCUCCUCCCAUGGCAUGAGCACGAGCUCUCCUCCCCGCUCCGCCUGCUUUUGGUCUCUCUCCGCUCCCGGGCUGUCAGAUGGGAUAGGACACACCCGGGCGUGCGGGGCUCGACGCUGCCGGGGAGAAGCGGCGGAGGCAACCGGUGACGGCCGUCGGCUCGCCUGGAGUCGAAGAUGAGCUGGCGGUGGGCUCGCCAGCACUGGAACGGCGGCUCCUCCGUGCUGCUGCUGCUGCCGCUGCUGCUGUGGCACGGCCGGGUCCGGCCGGCCGGCGCCGACAACGCCAGCCAGGCGUACUACACCGCGCUCAUCAACGUGACGGUGCUGAGCCCCGAGCGCGGCGGCCCCACGCUGCUGCGGAUCGACCGCGGCCGCUACGGGCAGGACUCUCCGAAGGUGGAGGUCAAGGGGCUGCUGGUGGCUCCCGUCCCUAUCAACGGAGUUGCAGAUCGUCUGGGCUGUGACCCUCGAACACGUUUCCAGGUCCCACCAAACACCAAGCAGUGGAUUGCUUUACUACAGAGAGGAAAUUGUACAUUUAAAGAGAAAAUCCUGCGAGCAGCUUCACAUAAUGCCACAGCUGUGGUCAUUUACAACAAUGUAUCCAGUGAAGAACCCGUCACAAUGACUCAUCAAGGAACUGGAGACAUUGUUGCUGUCAUGAUUACAGAAUCGAAGGUUAAGGAGAUCCUGAAUUACUUGGAGAAGAAUAUCUCUGUCCUGAUGGCCAUAGCAGUGGGGUCCCGUGUUCCUCCAAAGAACUUCAGUCGGGGCUCUCUAGUCUUUGUGUCAAUAUCAUUCAUUGUUUUGAUGAUCAUUUCUUCAGCAUGGUUAAUAUUUUACUUCAUCCAGAAGAUCAGGUACACGAGUGCACGUGACAGGAAUCAGCGUCGUCUUGGAGAUGCUGCCAAGAAAGCCAUUGGUAAAUUGACAACCAGGACAGUAAAGAAGGGUGAUAAGGAAACAGACCCAGACUUUGAUCAUUGUGCUGUCUGCAUUGAGAGUUACAAGCAGAAUGAUGUUGUUCGCAUUUUGCCAUGCAAGCACGUGUUCCACAAAGUCUGUGUGGAUCCAUGGCUCAGUGAGCACUGUACAUGUCCAAUGUGUAAACUGAACAUUCUGAAGGCACUGGGAAUUGUGCCCAACGUGCCGUGCACGGAUAACGUCGCCUUUGACAUGGAGAGGCUGACGCGGGGGCAGCCGGCGAGCAGGCGCUCGGCGCUCGGCGACUUCGGCACCGACAGCUCCCUCAGCCUGGAGCCCCUGCGCACCUCGGGCAUGUCACAGCUACCACAGGACGGGGAGCUGACACCAAGGUCAGGAGAGAUCAACAUCGCAGUGACAAGCAGUCACUUCUUCCAUCGUAACUCUCUGUCCCCUCGAAGCCUGGUCUACGAGAGCGAGUUCUCAACCAUCGAGCCUGCCUUGGACAUGUACGACGAGAACAAAACCUGAAAGGAAUCCAUGCUCCUUCCUGGCCCUUUUUCCGUUUUUUUCAUUUCUCAUUCCUAUUGUUGUGUACUCUUUCCAUGGAUCUCCUUUGUCUGAAGAAGAGCUGCUUUUUCCAGAACACGAACCCGCCUUCUCGUUUGCACAGACGAAGACCAGCUGUGGUGGAUUCUGAGGGUGGCAUCUUUGAGGUGACAAAGAGCUGUGACAAGCAAGGUUGUCUGAUGGAAAUUGCUGAGUAACAGCAUGGGGAGCUGUGUCGGCCCAGCCGCGGCGAUGCAGGAGAGGUUUUACGGUGGCCCUAAGAGUUUGUGCUGAACUGCAAAUGUGUCCCUUACACAGGCAUCUGCUGUUUCCAAUUUUUUAGUUGUCCAGAUGGUUGGGCAAUGUCAGAAAGGGAACUGGUUGUAGAGGAGAUGGCCAGUGACUGGUAAAAGCACUCGUAUAUCUUGGUCAAUCCAUAACCUUACUGUGAAAUAGCCCCUUCUGAGAGGGACCUUUAUAAGUGCAUUGAGUUUCCUACAACCCACUUAACCCCGGACAGUGGCAAGCCAGUCUGAUGUUCAAGCUGCAGAGAGGACCUGCAUUUGCAGAAAGAUUUCAAGGAACUUGAUGCUUGGAUUUUUUUUUCUCCAAUUUGAUUGAAGCAGGAGAAAAAUGGUAUACACAGAAUAUACUUUUGGUCCUUCUGUGUGCUGAAGUCAAGUGAGUCUCUUUGUGUAGAGAGGACAUUCACAGAACCAGCACUUGAUCUACCUAAAAACCAUUAGACUUUUUGAAAUAUGCAGGAAUCAAAUAAGCUUUCUUUCUCACGUAACUUUUUUUUUGGGGGGUGGGGGGUAAAAAAUCCACCAAAUUUUUCACUGAGGUUUUUUAAAAGCCAGCAUGUUGGCAUUACACAGAGAAGAAAAGAGGUAAGCUUCUUAUCCCACUCUCCUGUUGAGAUCUGCAACAGUUAUUUAACAAAUACGUUCUCUGAGCUGUGCCCUUUCCCACUGACAUCAAUAACGGGAAUGCAGAAAGCAGGAGAAGAAAGGAAAGCACCUACUGCUUUGACACGCUGCAGGAAAAAUCAAUUUUUACCAGCAUGUGACAAAAGCGGUGGGGAAAUGGAUAUUGUUUGCAAGCUUCUGAGAGAACAAUGCAGAAAUGGAGAGCGAGAGAGGAACCUCUGGAGCUAAGUCAUGCACAGCGUUCCUCAGAUGAGCCGACAUGGAGGAGUGAGCGCUUCUGCUCCACCGUUUCCUACCGGACAAUGCAUAGCUGUUAAUGAAUGUUUGGAUUUUUCUCCAUUGCAGUCUGAGUUACUGUAGGUGUAGAAACUCAUUUGUGUCCUUGUAAUGUGAAACACAGUUUCACCCUCUGUAUAGGAAUCUUGAGAAAUCAGUUAAGCCAAAAAGAAAGGUAAGACUUAUCCUGCCAUGCUUUAAUUUCACCUGCUUUUGCAAGCAGGGGAAUUUCCCCUCCUUUAUAAUGUUUUUAAUUGUAUAGCAGUCUGCUUAACAUAUAUCCUUUUCUGAAGUGUGGUUCAGCUGUGUAUUUAACAUGGACGUUCAAGAGAAAAAGAAAAACCCAGCUCUGUAAAAUGAGGAAAUGAGCCUCUUUGCCGAGCAUGCUUUGACUUUUGUUGCUGUGCGUCAGCUUUAUUUAAUCUGAUAAUUCAAGAGUGGGUGGCAUGAAGUGUAGGGAGGUUUUUCUCAUAAUACCCACACUGAUAUUUACCAAAUGCACUUUUAUUGCCAUUCAGCUCACUCUGGAAAUGCGCUGAAGCCCCGGACUUUUUUAAGAGCACAAUUUUGACACCCACUUUCUCCUACAAAGCAGAAGUGAAGGUCACAGGAAGUGCCACAGGGGCUGGGGCAGCAGCAGGUCGUGGUCAGCAUCCCUCCUCUGGUGCAGGGCAGGCAGCGACGGCUCUGCCGGCGAGCCCAGGCACAGCUCCCCAUCCCAGCCUAGCUGAGCUGCACCCAGGCCCAGGCACAGCUCCCCAUCCAAGCCUAGCUGAGCUGCACCCAGGCCCAGGCACAGCUCCCCAUCCCAGCCUGGCUGAGCUGAACCCGUUCGGGGCUCAGGGGCAGCAGAAGGGCUGGUUGAGCAGCCCCUGUUUUUGUAAUUACAUCUGUGAGAUCAGCAGGGACACGUGGGAGCGGCGCCUUGGGAACGCAAACGCCCGAGAGGAAAAUCGCCGUCUCUCAAGGAUGUUAUGGGGUUUGUUUUAUCCAUGAGGGCAGUCAGGUUAUGAUAAACCCAGAUACCUGGGUUACCUGGCUCAAUGCCAACAUGUCUUGUUGUCUUCCAGCCAGCACAGAGCUGCUCCGGUGGGGUUUUGGGUAGGACAGGCUCUUGUAGCACUGCAUGAGGUGCUGACACCCCAAGCAAAUCCUUCUCACAGGGGCUGCCCCAUCCCAACAGAGGGAUUUCCCCUAAGGCCACCGGGAAUGUCACUGGGACACAGUUUCAGCACAAAACCAAAGCUGAUGAUUUCUCAGCUCCAACUGAGACCAUUUGCACGAGCUGUGUGCCAGAAUAUACAGAAAAGCUAGAAGAGGCAUGAAAAUUAAAAAUUAGAAAGCACAAAUCCCCCCCCAAAGACAAAAUAAUAACACUGUUGUUUGUAUUCUGUUAAAUCUUAUUUCUAACUGAAUAUCUUGGCUUUAAGCAACAGGAGGGCAGGUUUGUGUCAGUGGAGAUCAGGAUCUGGCACAGCAAUGUAAAAAUGGAUUUGUGCUGAAGGAUCUUGGAUAGGGGAGCAGGUAUUUGUAAUAGACAUCCUGGAUUUGGGAUAUCUUGCAACACUGGAAAAAUUAAAAGCUUGUUCAAGCAAUCAGUCCCUACGUGAGUGCCAGGACGUGCUGGAGCAGGCCUUCCCCAGUUAGUCAUAUUUAGUAUGGGGAAGAGGCACCACAGCAACAUGGGUGAUUUUUUCUGGGCUGUGCUGGUAAGUUUGAGGUUUUCCUUUUAAUAUUAAUCAGUAUAUAAAAAAAGCUUGAUGAGCA